CACCUCCCCUCAUUUAACUCAAAAAAACUCAACUGAUAGCUCGCUCAAGCCAGUCAGUCAAAGCAAAUACGAUUUCGUUUUGUAUUUUAGGAGUUGUUUUAAUUAUUCCAAAUUAAUAGCAUUCCUCUAAUGUUAACAAAUUAGGAAGUUAUUUAUACGUAUGUCUACUCCUAUUUUUAAUAUUUUUUUUGCUGCGUUACGUACUCCUGCUGGCAUAUUUUUACUCACAACUUGGUUAAACAUACAUCAUGGACCACUUGCAUAAUAUGGACCAUUCUAACCAUGAGGGAAUGCAGCAUAUGCAUCACAAUAAUAUGGACCACGACACACAUAAAAUGAAUUUUGAUAUGAAUUUUAUUAACAACACAGCUGACGAUAUUAGCAGUAUGGGACAGUCAUCAGACGUGUUGAGACAAGGGGAGCAUGGAAGCCAUGUUAGUCACGGUGGACACGAUAUUCACACGUCUACCCAUCAUAUGUCUAUGACAUUUCAUGGGGGUUGCCAGGAAGUUAUACUAUUUUCAUGGUGGGACGUUGACGAAGUUGGCGAAUUCGUUGGAUCUUUCUUCGCAAUAUUCAUAAUGGCUUUAUUGUACGAAGGACUAAAAUACUACAGGAAGCAUUUAUUAUGGAAAACAUAUACUGGUCUCCAGUAUUGUGCUGUAUCAUCUCCUGACAAACGAGCAGGAAAUAUAUGUGCAGCGGACGAGCCACAGGUCAUACAACCCGUGCCUCAUGCUCUUGAAAGAAAUGUACCAAGCAUGCUCAGCGCGCCUCAUGCUUGGCAAACUGUGCUCCACGGACUGCAAGUGCUUGUCAGUUACAUGCUAAUGUUGGUGUUCAUGACAUAUAACACCUGGCUUUGCGCAGCAGUUGUUCUCGGCUCAGCAACGGGCUACUUCCUCUUUGGUUGGCGUGAAUCUGUAGUUGUCGAUUUUACGGAACAUUGUCACUGACAUAUAGCUGUGAUAGUGAAUUAGACUAGUAUUACUAGGUACUAGGCUACCUAUUGUAUAACCUCGCUAUUUGAGAAGCUCAAAAUGAAUUACAAAUAUCAUGGUAUUUUCAUGUUAUAAGUGGACAGCCUUUUGUGUAAGUACUUUUGGGCAAAAAUAUUUAUACCAGUUAUAUACUUUUUAGGAAUAUACUAUUUAGGUUACUAAUAAAUGCUUUGAAUUGA
Molecule: messenger RNA, 1180 nt
Organism: Plodia interpunctella (Indianmeal moth)
Lineage: Eukaryota; Metazoa; Arthropoda; Insecta; Lepidoptera; Pyralidae
Product: high affinity copper uptake protein 1-like
Exons: 7
Coding region: 249-956 (235 amino acids)
Biological process (GO): copper ion transmembrane transport
Cellular component (GO): plasma membrane
Molecular function (GO): copper ion transmembrane transporter activity
Source: RefSeq, a predicted model, not a curated record